Messenger RNA from Talpa occidentalis (Iberian mole), 9043 nucleotides. RefSeq names its product myosin IXA (gene MYO9A). The transcript is spliced from 44 exons. The record is from RefSeq and is a predicted model, not a curated record. The coding region runs from base 452 to 8458 and encodes 2668 amino acids. Gene Ontology annotation, cellular component: myosin complex. NCBI's taxonomy places the organism in Eukaryota, Metazoa, Chordata, Mammalia, Eulipotyphla, Talpidae. Gene Ontology annotation, molecular function: microfilament motor activity; protein binding; GTPase activator activity. Gene Ontology annotation, biological process: intracellular signal transduction; positive regulation of GTPase activity.
GCGCGGCCGAAGCGGGCGAGGGACGCGGCGGCGGUUGGCUGUGGCUGUGGAGUCCGGCUCCGGCCGGGAGAGGCGGCAGAGGGGGACCCGCCGCGGCGGCGGCAGCGGUUGAGGCGGCGUUCCCGACCGCGCGCUCCGGGCGGGGCGCGGCGGGGGAUGAGCCGGCCCCGGCCGGGCGGAGUCUCGCUGACAGGGCGGGGGAUGCGGGGCGGCCGCUGGCCUGGAGCCUGAGGCUGCUGGGCCCACCCUCCCCGGAGCAGUCCGACCCCCGGGGGCCUCGUCGUCUGCUGCCUCCCGCGGCCCGACCCUGGAGCCGAGGGCGGGAGGCGGCUUCCGCCCGAGAGGAGGGGGCUGUGGUGGCCACCGCGGCGGAGCCCGAGUUCUUCUGCCAUGAAAAUGAUUUGCAUAAUUUUGAAUACAUACUAUCCAUGCUGAUGGGAUAGGAUCCAAUAUGAAUAUAAAUGAUGGAGGAAGACGACGCUUUGAGGAUAAUGAACACACACUACGUAUAUAUCCUGGGACAAUUUCAGAAGGGACAAUUUACUGUCCAAUUCCUGCCAGAAAAAACUCUACAGCUGCUGAGGUGAUUGACUCUCUUAUAAAUAGACUUCAUCUUGAUAAAACAAAAUGUUACGUUCUAGCAGAGGUAAAGGAAUUUGGUGGAGAAGAAUGGAUACUCAAUCCAACAGACUGUCCAGUUCAACGAAUGAUGUUGUGGCCCAGAAUGGCCCUGGAAAAUCGCCUGAGUGGAGAGGACUACCGCUUUCUUCUGAGAGAAAAGAACCUUGAUGGCUCAAUUCAUUAUGGUAGUCUUCAGUCAUGGCUACGGGUAACAGAAGAACGUCGCAGGAUGAUGGAACGGGGUUUUCUUCCACAGCCUCAACAGAAAGACUUUGAUGAUUUAUGUAGCUUACCUGAUUUGAAUGAGAAAACUCUCCUAGAAAACCUACGAAAUCGUUUUAAACAUGAAAAAAUUUAUACCUAUGUUGGCAGUAUUCUUAUAGUUAUUAACCCAUUCAAGUUUCUUCCUAUUUAUAACCCCAAAUAUGUCAAAAUGUACGAUAACCAUCAAUUGGGAAAACUUGAGCCCCACAUUUAUGCUGUGGCUGAUGUAGCCUAUCAUGCCAUGCUGCAGCACAAGAAGAAUCAGUGCAUUGUGAUUUCUGGAGAGAGUGGAUCUGGGAAGACUCAAAGCACAAACUUUCUCAUUCAUCACCUUACUGCUCUCAGUCAGAAAGGAUUUGCCAGUGGAGUAGAACAAAUUAUUCUUGGAGCUGGGCCAGUACUUGAGGCCUUUGGAAAUGCAAAGACAGCUCAUAAUAACAAUUCAAGUCGUUUUGGGAAGUUUAUUCAAGUAAAUUACCAAGAAACAGGCACUGUACUUGGUGCCUAUGUUGAAAAGUAUCUACUGGAGAAGUCCAGGCUUGUUUAUCAGGAGCAUAAUGAACGGAACUAUCAUGUUUUCUAUUACCUCCUGGCAGGAGCAAGUGAAGAAGAGAGAUUAGCAUUCCAUCUUAAACAACCAGAAGAAUAUCAUUAUCUCAAUCAGAUAACAAAGAGACCCCUCAGACAGAGCUGGGAUGAUUAUUGCUAUGACUCUGAGCCGGAUUGCUUUAUGGUGGAAGGGGAAGAUUUGAGGCAUGACUUUGAACGUUUACAGCUGGCGAUGGAAAUGGUAGGAUUUCUUCCCAGGACCCGAAGACAGAUUUUCUCUCUUCUCUCAGCAAUACUACACUUGGGUAAUAUCUGUUAUAAAAAGAAGACAUAUCGGGAUGACUCCAUAGAUAUCUGUAAUCCUGAAGUUCUGCCUGUUGUCUCAGAAUUAUUAGAAGUUAAGGAAGAGAUGCUAUUUGAAGCAUUAGUUACAAGGAAGACUGUGACAGUGGGAGAAAAGCUUGUUUUACCAUAUAAACUUGCAGAGGCUGUGACAGUGAGGAAUUCUAUGGCUAAGUCUUUAUAUAGUGCCCUGUUUGAUUGGAUAGUUUUUCGGAUUAAUCAUGCACUUUUGAAUAGUAAAGAUCUGGAACAAAAUACCAAGACUUUGUCUAUUGGUGUUCUUGAUAUUUUUGGGUUUGAAGAUUAUGAAAAUAACAGCUUUGAACAGUUUUGUAUUAAUUUUGCUAAUGAACGUUUACAACAUUACUUUAAUCAGCAUAUCUUUAAAUUGGAGCAAGAGGAAUAUAGAACUGAAGGCAUCAGCUGGCACAAUAUAGAUUAUAUUGAUAAUACCUGUUGCAUAAAUCUUAUUAGCAAGAAACCAACAGGACUGCUCCAUCUUUUGGAUGAGGAAAGCAACUUUCCUCAAGCUACAAAUCAAACAUUGCUAGACAAAUUUAAGCAUCAACAUGAAGAGAAUUCUUACAUUGAAUUUCCAGCUGUGAUGGAGCCUGCUUUCAUCAUAAAACAUUAUGCUGGGAAAGUAAAAUACGGGGUAAAGGAUUUCCGGGAAAAAAAUACAGAUCAUAUGCGUCCAGAUAUUGUAGCCCUUCUGAGAAGCAGCAAGAGUGCAUUUAUCUCCAGCAUGAUUGGAAUUGACCCCGUAGCUGUUUUCCGAUGGGCAGUUCUCCGGGCUUUUUUCAGAGCCAUGGUUGCUUUCAGGGAAGCUGGGAAAAGACACACUCAGAGGAAAACUGGACAUGAUGAUACAGCGCCAUGUGCAAUUUUGAAAAGUGUGGAUAGUUUUAGCUUUCUCCAACACCCAGUCCACCAGAGGAGCUUAGAGAUUCUGCAGAGGUGCAAGGAAGAGAAGUACAUGUGCCUGCCUCUCCUCAGUGACUUUUCUGAGAUUUGGCAGGAAAAAAAAUUAGUGGAGUGGGGAAGAAAAUGGAAUUCUAAGGAGCAUGAGCUUCAGCCCCACUUCCACAAAGGUAUAACUAGGAAAAAUCCCAGAACACCUCUUUCUGAUCUCCAGGGAAUGAAUACUCUAAAUGAAAAAAACCAACAUGAUACAUUUGAUAUUGCUUGGAGUGGCAGAACUGGGAUACGCCAGAACAGACUUUCAAGUACUACCUCCCUGCUUGAUAAAGAAGGAAUAUUCACUAAUUCAGCUAGCAGUAAACUCUUGGAGAGAGCUCAUGGAAUUCUCACGAGAAACAAAAACUUCAAAUCCAAGCCUGGCCUUCCUAAGAACUUGCUAGAGGUAAAUUCUUUAAAGCACCUGACAAGACUGACCCUACAGGAUCGCAUUACCAAGUCUCUUCUUCAUUUGCACAAGAAGAAGAAACCUCCCAGCAUCAGUGCCCAGUUUCAGGCCUCAUUAAGCCAGUUGAUGGAGACACUUGGUCAAGCAGAACCAUAUUUUGUAAAAUGUAUUCGUUCUAAUGCUGAAAAGCUGCCAUUACGGUUCAAUGAUGCCUUGGUACUUAGACAGCUUCGGUACACUGGAAUGCUGGAGACAGUUCGAAUCCGCCAAUCAGGAUAUAGCUGCAAAUAUUCUUUCCAGAAUUUUGUGAGUCACUUCCAUGUACUUCUUCCCUGCAAUAUUAGUCCAUCCAAAUUUAACAUUCAGGAUUUCUUCAGGAAAAUAAAUCUUAACCCAGAUAAUUAUCAAGUUGGAAAAUCCAUGGUCUUUCUAAAGGAGCAGGAACGACAGCACCUGCAAGAUCUCCUUCACCAAGAGGUGCUCCGCAGAAUCAUAUUGUUGCAGCGGUGGUUCAGAGUCUUGCUGUGUAGGCAACAUUUCCUCCAUCUGAGACAAGCAUCCAUUAUUAUCCAGCGAUUCUGGAGGAAGUACCUAAAUCAGAAGCAAGCCAGAGAUGAAACUGUGCAGAAAGAUGCUUUGGUUAUAGCUAGGGCUGCCUCUCUCCUCCAGGCUUCGUGGCGUGCAUACUUAGAGAGGCAACGGUACUUGGAACUCAGGACUGCAGCCAUCAUCAUCCAGCAGAGAUGGAGGGAGCACUAUAGGCGGAGGCACUUGGCUGCCCUCUGCAUUCAGACAAGAUGGAAAGGCUACAGGGAAAAUAAGAAGUACCAAGAACUAAGGAGCAAAAUUAUCUUUUUGCAAUCAACAUGUAGAGGAUUCAGAGCAAGACGAAGAUUUAAAGCUUUAAAAGAACAAAGAGUGAGAGAAAUAAAACUAGAACCUGGGUUAAUGGAUUUUGAGUCAUAUGGACCUCUGGAAAUUCAGGGUUCAGACCCUUCGGAAUGGGAGGAUUGUUCCUUUGACAACAGAGUACAAGCCAUAGAGGAAUGUAAAACUGUGAUAGAGAGUAAUCGAAUCAGCCAUGAAAGUUCAUUGGAUGGUUUGAAGGAUUCCCCAAACAAGCGACAGGAGAGAACAAGAAGCCAGAGUGGCAUAGACUUGGAGGAAGAUGUGAUUGUAAGAGAAAGGCCUAAGUCCUUGGAGGAUCUCCACCAGAAGAAAGUAGGUCGAGCCAAAAGAGAAAGUCGGAGAAUGAGAGAACUAGAACAAGCUAUAUUUAGCUUAGAAUUGCUGAAAGUCCGUUCUCUUGGUGGAGUAUCUCCUUCAGAGGAACGUAGAUGGUCCACGGAACUGAUACCUGAGGGCCUUCAGUCUCUCCAGGGUACACCUGAUAGUGAAAGCUCUCAAGGAAGCUUAGAACUUCUGAGCUGUGAGGAAAGUCAAAAGAGCAAAUUAGACUCCGUAAUUUUAGAUAAUGAGGACUUGCAGCCUUUAUCAUAUGAGGUAUCUGCCAGUCCGACAUUUGAUUCACAGAACAGUGCCCCCAGUGCUUCAACUGAGACUAAAUCUGUAUUGACUCAAAACGGAGCAUCCUCUGACUCAGUUUAUUUGAAGAAUGGGACUAUGAAGGCCAGGCUGCUUUGCAGUUCUGAAUCUAUUACUUGUAAGCCACAGGUAAGAGACUCCGUUAUUUCCAAUAGUCUGCCUACUUUUUUUUAUAUUCCUCAACAAGAUCCCCUGAAAACAAGCUCUCAACCAGACACGUGUAUCCAGAGGAACAAAGUGUUGGAAAGUGAAGUCAGGCUUCCAGCUCUUCGUUUGGAUAACAGUGGGGAAGCCAGAAAGUGUCAUUUCUCAGGAGAAAAUGCAGUUGUCCCUUCUUUGAAUACUGAUUCUUCUAAUACUGUGCUUAAGAAGUUAGAAAAGCUAAAUACCGAGAAAGAAGAAAGGCAAAAGCAAUUGCAGCAACAGAAUGAAAAAGAGAUGAUGCAACAGAUUCGACAACAAACAGAUAUUCUAGAGAAGGAACGUAAAGCAUUUCAGACAAGUGAAACAUCAAGAAUUGGGGAGUCUCUCCUGGCACCAUCUUUUCCUCAAUCCAAGCAGAGAGUAGAAAGACCGUCCUCUCUCCUCAUCCUGAAUACACCCAAUAAGGGAGAAUCCAGUAUACUAGGAUCUCAGUCAUUGACUAUAAAAGAUGCAGCUCUUGCUCCCAAAGGCAGUUCCUCUACUCACCUACCCCUGAAGGACCGACCUGUGACCAUGUUCUUUGAAAGAAAAGGUGGCUUGUGCCAAUCUAGUACUGUAAAGGAAUUACCCAAGACAGAUAAAAUGUUCACCCAAGUGAAUCCAGCCUCUAAACACUCCAAUAAUCGCAUCUCAAAAAGAGAACACCUCAAGCCCAUUCAGUCUUACAGCCACAAAUUUGAUGACUCUUCCAGAAGUGGAACAACUAGGGAGAUUUUCUUCACGCCAAAGGACAAUACAAAUAUUUCCUUAUUAAGCAAGGAAUCCUUAAACAAUGGAAAUCCUCAAUGCCAUAAAACAGAUGAACCAGCUUUUAAACCUGUGAAGUUAACUGGGCCAGGCCAAAGAGAGCAGGUUGCCAGACCGGCCCAUAAAAAGAAAGCUCGAAUGGCGCGGACGCGCUCCGAUUUCUUGACUAGAGGUACUUUUGCUGAUGGGGAGGGGGAUACAGAGGAAGAUGAUUACGAUGACAUAAUUGAGCCCCAUCUCUCCUUUGACCAAGCUUCUCACUCUGAGCUAGGGCCUGCACCCAACCUCGGUCAGGCCUCUCACAGUGACUCCGAAAUGACUUCACAGAGAUUUUCUUCAGUUGAUGUAGAAGCAAAACUUCAUAAGACUAUGUCUCAAGGAGAGAUUACAACAUUGGGAAUGAGACAGAAGGCUUCAGAUUCAGAUAUAAGACCUCACAGAGCUAAGAUGAGGUUCUGGGCCAAAGGGAAACAUGGGGAGAAGAAGACUACCAGAGUGAAACCUGCUACCCAAACAGAGGUUUCAGUACUCUUUGCUGCCUCAGAUGUGAUUCCAGCUCAUCAGGUUCCAGAUGAAUUACCUCAGCUUCAUCCAACACCUCCUUUGAGCCCAGAAUUGCCUGGUAGUUGCCGGAAGGAAUUCAAAGAGAACAAAGAGCCUUCUCCAAAGGCAAAGCGUAAGCGAAAUGUAAAGAUCAGCAGUGUGGCUUUGGAAUCUAUGCAUUGGCAAAAUGACUCUGUCCAGAUCAUAGCAAGUGCCAGUGAUUUAAAGAGCAUGGAUGAAUUUCUUCUGAAAAAGAUGAAUGACUUAGAUAAUGAAGACAGCAAGAAAGAUACAUUAGUGGAUGUUGUAUUUAAAAAGGCCCUGAAAGAAUUUCGGCAAAAUAUCUUCAACUUUUAUUCAUCUGCAUUGGCGAUAGAUGAUGGGAAAAGCAUACGUUAUAAAGACCUCUAUGCACUAUUUGAGCAGAUUCUGGAAAAAACCAUGAGGCUUGAGCAGCGUGAUUGGAGUGAAUCUCCAGUUAGAGUUUGGGUCAAUACUUUUAAAGUGUUUUUGGAUGAAUAUAUGAAUGAAUUCAAGCCUUUGGAUUGCAUAACCACAAAGGUGCCAAAAACAGAAAGAAAGAAAAGAAGGAAAAAAGAAACUGAUUUAGUGGAAGAGCACAAUGGUCACAUCUUUAAGGCUACCCAAUAUAGCAUCCCUACAUACUGUGAGUACUGUUCUUCUUUGAUAUGGAUAAUGGACCGAGCCUCAGUUUGCAAAUUAUGCAAGUAUGCUUGCCAUAAGAAGUGCUGUCUAAAAACCACAGCCAAAUGCUCUAAAAAGUAUGAUCCAGAGCUGUCAUCUCGGCAGUUUGGAGUUGAACUGUCCCGUUUGACCAGUGAAGAUAGAACUGUUCCUUUAGUGGUGGAAAAGCUCAUAAACUAUAUUGAAAUGCAUGGGCUGUAUACAGAAGGUAUUUACCGAAAGUCUGGUUCAACUAAUAAAAUCAAGGAGCUUCGACAAGGUCUAGAUAUAGAUGCUGAAAGUGUAAACCUCGAUGACUAUAACAUACAUGUCAUUGCAAGUGUAUUCAAACAAUGGCUUCGUGAUUUGCCCAAUCCUCUCAUGACAUUUGAGCUUUAUGAGGAAUUUCUUAGAGCUAUGGGCCUUCAGGAGAGAAAAGAAACUAUACGUGGUGUAUACUCUGUGAUUGACCAGCUCUCUCGAACUCAUCUCAGUACACUGGAACGCCUCAUAUUUCAUCUAGUCAGGAUUGCUCUACAGGAAGACACUAAUCGAAUGUCUGCUAAUGCUUUGGCCAUUGUGUUUGCCCCUUGCAUUCUCCGCUGCCCUGAUACCACUGACCCACUACAAAGCGUGCAGGACAUCAGUAAGACUACCACCUGCGUGGAGCUGAUUGUUGUGGAACAAAUGAAUAAAUACAAGUCUCGUCUCAAAGACAUCAGUAGCCUAGAAUUUGCUGAGAGUAAGGCAAAGACCAGGCUGUCACUGAUUCGUCGAUCAAUGGGAAAGGGACGUCUCCGUCAAGGAAACUAUCCAAGUCCAUCAUCUCCUGUUGUAGUUCGGUUGCCUUCUAUGUCUGAUGUACCAGAAGAGAGCUUGCCAAGUGGGGCAGCCAUGGAGACUGACAUCACAGAACAGCAACAAGCAUCCAUGCAGCAGGAGGAAAGAGUACUGACUGAGCAGAUUGAGAACCUACAGAAAGAAAAGGAGGAGUUAACAUUUGAGAUGCUUGUACUAGAACCUCGUGCCUCUGAUGAUGAAACUCUUGAGUCAGAGGCCUCCAUUGGGACUGCAGAUAGCUCAGAAAAUUUGAAUAUUGAAUCUGAAAGUACCAUCUCUGAGAAAUCAGAAAGAAGCUUAGCCCUUUGCUCCCUGAAGGCAGUUGGCAAAUCUGAACCUUCAAGCAAGUUACGAAAGCAGCUAAAAAAGCAGCAAAACUCUUUGGAUUCAGUGGACUCUUCAGGUUCUUCAUUGUGUGCGUCUAACAUUGCUUCUUCUCAUGGGACCAGGAAACGAUUUCAAAUUUAUUCCAAAUCUCCAUUCUACCGAGCUGCCUCAGCUGGUGAAGCCCCAGGAAUGGAAGGGCAAUUGGGCCAGACCAAAUCCCCGGAAGACAGGCCUCAGUUCAUCAGCAGAGGAACCUUCAACCCUGAAAAGGGCAAACAAAAACUAAAGAAUGUGAAAAAUUCACCUCAGAAAACCAAAGAGAUCCCAGAGGGAACAGUUGUGUCUGGUCAUAGGAAAACUGUGGACCCAGACUGCAGCUCCACCCAACAGCUAACUCUCUUUGGAAAUAAUGAGUUUAUGGUCUGAACUGGCAGAUGUGUGUCCCUUCAUGGUUACAGAGUGGUAAACACAUCUCAUCUUUGAGGCCUCUGCUCAUCACCUCGACCACAGCAGUCCAUAGUAAUUGUGGGUCUGCCUUUUGCCCAAGCAUACAGCUAAGACCUUGUGUGCUGAAUUCCUGGGCCUCCUGCAGAAAUAGAAAGGCCUCUUUGAAGCCUGCUGAGGAUGGUGCCAGCUGUGCCUUGGCUGCUAUUAUUUGACUAGAGAUUUCGCUAAACAAAGCCACCAAGGGCCUGGGGAUUUGGGUCAGUUGUGGAGGUUUUUGUAGUUGCCUCUCUUCCACCCUCUUCACCUUCUUUUCCCUUCCCAGAAGUGGGUGUUGAAUUGGGAGGGUGAGGGUAGUUUGUGGGUCUAAGGUAUCCACUGAUUUCGAUAUUUGAAAGAAACACAUAAAUCUUUCUUAACCACAAAAGCAAAAACCUUUGGGUUUAUUUUGGGCUAGUUAGAAGCUGGGGUAGAGUAUAAUUUUUUUCCAAGGAUUUAUAAACAAAAAGCCUAAGCCCUCUAUUUUAAGAAUUUUGAAAAACACUCCAUGUUAUAUUCUGGGGAAAG